Messenger RNA from Gallus gallus (chicken), 3394 nucleotides. It is a transcript of the gene VSTM4, whose product is annotated as V-set and transmembrane domain containing 4. Lineage: Eukaryota; Metazoa; Chordata; Aves; Galliformes; Phasianidae. The transcript has 8 exons. The record is from RefSeq and is a predicted model, not a curated record. Bases 66 to 1022 code for a protein of 318 amino acids.
GGGGAGGAGAGGAGGCAGCCAGCUCGGCGGAGAGGGAAGGGACGGGACCCGGCGCCCCACGGGCCAUGCGUCUCCUGGCCACGGCGCUGGCCGCCCUGCUGGCCUCGGCCCCGGCCCCAGAUGUUUGUAAGGCUUUAAAUGUGACAGUCUCUCCAGGACCAACAGUGCGGUACUCUGAGGGAGAUAAUGCUACCCUUUACUGCCACAUUUCUCAAAAGAGAAAGACGGACAAUUUGCUGGCUGUGCGGUGGGUCUUUGCUGUGUCACCCACCCAGGAGUAUCUGAUGAUCAAAAUGACCAAAUUUGGGUCUGUCCAGUAUUAUGGGAAUUAUACUCAUCAUUUCCACAAGCAAAGACUUCGUCUUCAUAAAGAAAAACAUGGAACUAUGUACAAAUUUCUUAUUCUAAGCCUCCAGCAAACAGAUCAAGGACAUUAUAUAUGUAAAGUUCAGGAAAUUGGAAAACACAGGAAUAAGUGGACAGCCUGGUCAAAUGGUACAGCAGCUACCGAAAUAAGAGUUAUUUCAUCAAAAGCUUCUGAUGAUCCCACUUACAAGAAAAAACAUGAAGCUUGGAAGUUUUUUGAAGAUCUGUACGUGUAUGCAGUGUUUGUGUGCUCAAUAGGAAUCAUCAGUGUCCUCCUUUUUACACUCGUCAUUCUCUGUCAGUCACUUCUGAACAAGAGGAGAUGCACAGUGAAGCAUUACCUGGUGAAAUGCCCCCAGAACAGCUCAGGGGAAACAGUGACCAGUGUGACGAGCAUGUCCCCUCUGCAGCCCAAGAAGCUGAAGAAAAGGAAAGAGAAAGCAGAGCUGCCACCAGCCAUCCCAGAAAAAGCUCCAAUAGCCAAUAUUCCUAAGCCCAAACUCUUGAAACCUCAAAGAAAAUUGAUGCUGCCAAAAAUUGCAGAGGAAAAUUUAACGUACGCUGAGCUUGAACUUAUGAAGCCGAUUCAGGAAGCCAAAGGCAUUCCCAGUACGACAGUCUACGCACAGAUACUCUUUGAGGAGAACAAGAUGUAACAGUUCAUGCCUGUAUAACUGUCCUUUGUCUGUGUUCUAUUUAAUUCUUGCUGUGCUGUUUAUUUAUAAAGAUCAUACAAAUGUCCAUAUUUUUUUAUUGACAUUCAUGUGACUGUUUCUAUGUGACUUUUUCUAUGUGACUUUUAAACAAAAGGGAGUUGAAAGUAAUCACAGAAUAAGCAGAUGGUUGACAAGUGACAUCCCAGAGACAACCUUGCAGUGUUUGCCCCCUCCAUUUAAAAGAGGAUGAAGCUCCACUUCGGGCAUUUUCAGUGCUAAUCUUUAUUCCUUCUUUGACACUAAUGUGACAAGUCCAGCUGCAAACAUAGACAUCAGAGCCACCUCAGAAAUACUGGCAACAGGAUCAGUGCGCAUUGGCCUCCUCCACCAAAGAAAGACCACUGACCAGAAGUUCAUCAAAUUUCGGCUGUUCAUCGCACCAGAAAAAUAUUAAUUCAGUAAAAUUGAGAUUUUUUUUUUCCCACAGCAAAUGGAAAGCUAGCAUUACUUUUUCUGCCUUGCCCCAGCUCAUAGUAGUUAUCAAAAAGUUUGGCUUCUGUAUUUCCAACUUCUUUCCCUUUCUGUAUACCCUUCUUAUGUACUUCAAAUCAAACACUUCAAAAUAAUCCAAAGGAAACACUCCUUGAUAAACCGCACCAAUGUGAGGAAAAAUAUUUAUAGCUCGGGAACAUUUUCCAGGAUUUGAUGUUUUUAUGUUCUGGUUGAGAAUAGGAAAAAGCUGAUAGCGAGUAUGAAACUUCCAGAGAACCAGGACACUGGUUUUGGCCUUGCUGUAGGCUGGUGCUCCUAAACCUGCAAAAGUUUCCUCCCAUGGUCUGUUAGCAAGCUGCUGAUGUGGAAGGAAAAUCACAGAUCACCUCCUUUAGCACAGAGCAGACUCUGUAAUGCCCAGUUCACUUAUCCUGGAGUUGUUUCUCUGGAAAGGCCAUGGCUUGGGAGAUGGGAAACGGGGCUGCAAAAAUGCUCUUCUUGCUUCCCCUCUUGCUAGCUGGGAAGGGAUUAUUCCUUUCCCUAUGAUAUCUAUUGAUGAAAAAUGGUUAUUCUCUGGCAUGCCAAGCUCCUGAAUUUUCAAUGCUCUGUCUCCACUCGUGGUCAGGGGUUGAACACCCAGCCCCUUUCUGCUGUUGGAAGCUUUAGCCCUCGAGUAACUGCAGAGUUAACAGGGACAUAAAAGCAUGGGUUCUUUAGCCCAUUCUCAGGCCUGGAUGUCUGAUGUUCAGCAUGUGCCAGGUGCUCUCCAGGCCUGCAUAAGGCAGAGGCAGCCCCCUGAUGACAUUCAUUCAGCAGCAUAAGUGUGGGUUUUUGAGUAGCACUGGUGGGCCGUGUGCUUUGAAACUCUUAAUCAGGUUGAUCCAGGUACCUUCUUCCUUUCCAGGUCAGGCCUUUAUAGUGACACAGCAAGUUCAUGGCAGGGCUCAGUGCACAGCUGGGAACCCUCUCAGGAGCCCUCAUGCUGCUGCUGCCAUUAGCACUUCGGAGCAGAGGGCAGUAGCAGCUCUGCAGGGAGGGACAUGAGACAGAGAAGAGCUGUCUUUGGAUGAGAAAUCCAUAUAAACUGCUCUUAAACUUUUCUUGAAUGGGGAUAGAGAUUACGUGUCAUAGAUAAACUGUUACCUUGCAGACAGGGUGAGUAAAUGAAAAAUGCAGCCACCUGCUUCCAUGCUAGUUGAAAACCUCUUUUAUAAGAGAAGAAUUCAAGAUUUGUCAGGCUGGCCUUUGUGUACAGUACUAAUCCCACCCCUAGCUCCUCACUGACAUGGUUCUUUCCAAACUAAAGCCAGCUUUUAUUAAAAGGACUUCUGCUAGCAAUUAUUUGCAUUUUUUUAUGUUUGGGUUCAUGAGCUGUCAAGGAUAUUUGUGUUACCUUCUUAUUACCACAGGAAUUUAAUCACCCACCAAAACAGCAUGCCAUCGCUCCUCUUUCUCUCAUGAGCUUUGAAUUCAUUGACCAAAAAAACCUGGUGCUUAAACAAUCAUCGAACAUUCAGGGAUACAUUCUGCAACAUUCAGAGUCUGAAUAUUCAGAGAGGAGAGCUAUAAGGAAGGCAUUAGAAAGUUACAGGACUUAUUAGUAAUUUUUUGGAAUUAAAAAUACAACCCUAACACAUUACUAAUUUGGUCACUUAAUUGCAAAAACUUCACAAGUUUGGUAUAUAAACAUUGCUUAUAUAUUCAACUGGCCAUUAUGUCCAUUGUUCAGACAAGUCCUCUACUAUAUGCUUAUACCCAGUAUUUUAAUGAAUACCAUUCUUUAUGUAUUAAUAUUCUAUAUAUUCUUGUUUAUGUUUUAUAUCUAAUUCCCCAAAAUAAUAGUUAAUUGAGCUAAAUAAAUUACCUUUUUGUCAAGAUAA